UGUGUGUGUGUGUGUGUGUGUGUGUGUGUGUGUGUGUGUGUGUGUGUGUGUGUGUGUGUGUGUGUGUGUGUGUGUGUGUGUGCGUGCGUGCAGAGAGGGGUGUCCGGGGUGUGCUCCAUAACUAGAAAAGCCGGAGAGCAUAACGCCACCGCGUCACUUUGAGGGCGGACAUCGGCCUGUCCUCAUCAUCUUCCUCCUCCUCUUCGACUUCUUCUUCUUCUUCCUCCUCCUCCUCCUCUUCCUCCCGUCCCUUGCAUGCGCGCGCUCUGUCGCAUUCCGGUCUCCAUCAGUCUUCAUGGUUCUGAUCUCACCCCGCGCCAUGCAAGCCACCCGGGCGUCCACCACCGUCAGUGUGUUUGCGGACUGCGGCGUCCCGGCCGGGCUCCGGAUGGGACCGGUACCGGGCGUCUUCAAGCUGGGGAAGUACCUGUCGGACCGCAGGGACGUCGGAGCGAAAAAAAAAAUCCGUUUGCUGCGCGGAGAGUUCGUGGACGAGUCGGGCUGUCCUGUGCCCGAUUGGAUCGGAUUCAUCCGCGCCGCCAGGAACAGCCAAGAGCAAAACCUGGAGGCAGUGUCGGACUUACCUGGCGGACAGAUUUUCUACCGAGUCCUGAGAGAAAUCCCAGCGGGAGAGGAGCUGAGUGUGUGGUACUCCAACCCUCUCGCCCAGUGGUACGACAUCCCCACCACGGCCACUCCCACGCACGACGAAAAAGGUGAGGAGCGUUACAUCUGCUGGUACUGCUGGAGAAUAUUCAAAUAUCCCAACACCCUCAAGGCCCACGUCCACUUCCACUGCGCUCUGAGCAACGGGCGGGGCUUCGUGAGCGGCGAGCAGGCCAGAGGUACCGAGUCCUUCAGCAGGUCGCCCAAGUCCGGAGACAUUCCCAACACCUCCGGCCACGGCAACUCCUCUGACUCGAACCGGCGGGCGGUGUCCUCCUCGCCCUUCCCGAACAACAAAAGCGGACUGUCGAAGAAAAGCAGCGCCGAGGGGCAGGACCGGGCCCUCGACAUGAGCGUUGCGUCAGCCAGGAACCAGGGACACCUCCUCGGACUGGGAGCAGCGUCUUCAGUGCUGGGCAGCAUGGGUUUCCAUCCGGGCGUGCGCUCCGCUUUCAAGCCUACGGGCGUCUCUAAAGUCCCGGGCGGGGAGGCGUCCAGAGAAGAGGCCGGCGGCAAACUGAGCGGCCUCGGAUUCAGUAAGCUCGUCGGGAACAUGAAGCCAAUCCGUAACCUGGGCGAGGCCCUUAACGGGGCCGGGAACCACCCUCCAAAGUGCGCGCCCGCCAUCGUGGACUCCACGUCUCCGAUGGUCCCGUGCGGGAAUCCCAUCCGGGGGUUCCCACUGCUGCAGCACGUGGAGGAAACGUCGGCUUUCAAGCACGUCGAGAGUCGCAUACACACCGGGUUGUCCCCGUCCCGGUACCCCCAGAUUCCCCCCGGCCUGCACUUUGAAAGGUUCUCACUUCCUCACUUCGACGGCGUGAAGACGUACGGCGGAGACUGUAACAUCCCGCUGAUGCCCUUCACCGUCUACAACGGGGAGCUCCUGUACAGCUCCCCCUAUUACCCGCUCAAAUUCCACUUCAGCAACCUCCUCAAGUACCCGGACUCUGUGCCCUACUUUGGCGGCCCCCCGCUGAGCCAGGACCUGGGCUCCAUCACGAACAUUGACCGGGAGAUCGCCAUGCACACGCAGCAGCUGUCGGAGAUCGGCUCGGAUAAGAGUCGGGCUCGGCUGGACUCGGUGCCCGCCGGGAGCACCGGCUCCACCGGCUCCGGCAAACCCAAGAAGGGCCACCUGUGUCUCUACUGCGGGAAGCUGUACUCCCGGAAGUACGGCCUGAAGAUCCACAUGAGGACUCACACGGGCUACAAGCCUCUCAAAUGCAAGGUGUGCUUCAGGCCCUUUGGAGACCCGAGCAACCUGAACAAGCACAUCCGGCUGCACGCGGAGGGCAACACGCCCUACAGGUGCGACUUUUGCGGGAAGGUGCUCGUGCGGAGGCGGGACCUGGAGCGGCACGUGAAGUCCAGGCACCCGGGACAGACUCUGAAGAAGCUGGACGACAAACCGGGCGGCCCGUUCGACGACGCCGACCGCAAAAGCGACAACGACAGCGACGUGGACGUGUGCUUCACCGACGACCAGAGCGACCAGGAAUCCAGCAAAAACAAUGACUUGGUUUUGUCAGAGACGAUUUAAGGGGACCCUCCCCCCCCUCCACCCUUUGGUGUUGCAUGAAGUAAUAUCUGCAAAAGAAAUGUCACUUAUUGAUCGUUAUUUUCCGUUACGUGUGGGGAAAAAAUAUAUUCGAAUAAAAGAUCCAAGUUUUUUUUUUCUUAAUUAAAAAAAAUGCAUUUAUCACUCUCGGUUGUUUCUGAAAUCCAUCCAGGCUUCUCACAGCAAAAAAAGGUAUCAAAUUAUAAUAAUAAAAAAGCAGCUGCUUAAUCUCUUAAAAAUAAAAAUCGAAACACAAACAUUGUUUUCGUGCAGACAGACGCUGAAUCCACCUGCGCGCAAAAACAAACGGCAAUCAGCAACAGAUGUUUCGUUUUUUUUAUUUAUUUAUUUUAAUUUUAUUUCAAGCCACAAAAACAAAACAGGGAAAAAAACCUGCCAAGGUUGACUAAGACAUAUUUGAAAAAUUUGCUCUUUUUUUUUCUUGCUGAGGAAAAAGUCAUCUGGAUAAAGCCCACAGUGACGUGUUCAUAAAAUCGACUUUUUAAAAAUCUGUUCUAUCGUGAAUCUUAUUCGAAUUUUUUUUUCCAUUUUGCACUUUAAAAACAAACCAUCUCCACUGCUAAGCUGCAUAAAAAAAUAAAAAAUAAAUUUCCCAACCCCAUCUUUUUCCGAACAUCAAUUUGCACUUUUUCUUUAUGUUUUUUUUUUUUUUUUUUUUUUUUUUUUACCCGUUUCGUUUUCGACCCGUUCCUUCUGACGGAAGCAAAGUGCAGCUUCCGGUUUACUUAAGGAUUUAUUGCCAGAGAAAGAGAAAAGAAACGAGCUAUUGUUUGCAGCCAUGCAAAAAUAUAAAGAAACUGUAAAUGAAGAAGAAGAUGAUAUUUCGCAUUCCACUGCAGAAGUUGUGUAUGUGUGUUUAUACGUGCUGUUUGUCUGAGAGGACAGUAAUAUACUCCUAAUUAUUAAAUUGAUGUCCUUCCCCUCCUCUCCUGUUGGAAUAAAUUAAACUUGAAGAAUUAAAAAAAUGUGUAUGAAGUGUU
This is a messenger RNA of Poeciliopsis prolifica (blackstripe livebearer), 3228 nucleotides long. It is a transcript of the gene prdm13, whose product is annotated as PR domain containing 13. The transcript has 4 exons. Gene Ontology annotation, cellular component: nucleus. Bases 296 to 2209 code for a protein of 637 amino acids. The record is from RefSeq and is a predicted model, not a curated record. Lineage: Eukaryota; Metazoa; Chordata; Actinopteri; Cyprinodontiformes; Poeciliidae. Gene Ontology annotation, molecular function: protein binding.